AUGGGGGGUCGGCGCCGGCGCGACCGAUCCCCGUCCUACAGCGACUACUACUACAGCGAUGAGAGCAGAAGCCCGUCACGCGAUAGGCGGCGACGCCGCAGGCGACGAGGCUCUCGCAAGCGGCGUGGCGGCGGCGGAAAGGGGACGAGCACUGUCGACAGGUUCAUUCGGGAGAACGAGCUCAGUGAAUCAGCGGCCGCACGCCUUCGUGGCGCAGCGCGUGAGGUGCGGGAUGCAUGCAUCGACCAAGGAUGGAACGUGAUCGAGAAUGCCCGCAAUGCCAGCGCAGUCGUGGUCUCACGGAUAAAGAAGAUCGAGGACUCUAUGAAAGGGGGCGGAGGAGGAGGUGGGGGGCGGGACCGCUCCCGCAGCCCUCCCCCGCGAUCCGGCGGCGGAGGAGGCGGAGGAGGAGGUGAUGUCCGAGAAGGAGACUGGCACUGCAAGAGCUGUGGCGCUCACAAUUUCGCCCGUCGCACAGAGUGCUUCAAGUGCGGUGCACCCCGCGGAAGCUCUCGCUCUCGCGGGCGCUCGCGGUCCCGGAGUCGAAGCUGA
This is a messenger RNA of Symbiodinium sp. CCMP2592, 552 nucleotides long. The record is from the annotation of a GenBank genome assembly. NCBI's taxonomy places the organism in Eukaryota, Dinophyceae, Suessiales, Symbiodiniaceae.